GAGCACUAGUCUUUUCAAAAAAGCCGGCACUUCCCCACAUCUUGAAAGGAGCGUUGUCGCAGCAGGAGCGAGGACUGCCCGUACGCGGCGCGCAGGCAGUUCGGGGCAAUACGAGGAACACACAGGCAGCAGCAAUAGCAGUAGAUCAGGAUCGAGCGCAGCCAUGGCAGACGUCGUGUCCGCGUUCCUGCCGCCGCAGGACAUCCAUCCUAACAACGCCGUGUUCGCCGCUCGCAGUCUGCCACGUCCGCUCACGUGGCAACGGCGCGAGCACAUGAUGCACCGCCGUACGAUCCUCACGCGUAUCGGACAGCUGCUAGUACGCAACGCACAGCUCGUGCUUAGUCAGCAGGGAGACGCCGUCACGGGCGGCACAGACCUCAGCAAGACGUGGGUUCUGGCACGCAAGCUGGAGGUUCUCAUGUUCAUCCACUCGGCGUCGCUGCUCGAAUACGUUAAUAUGGACAGUCUGGCACGCCGCGUGCAGGCGUUGACGGCUGGUAUCGUGAACAAGAAGAUCCGUCGAGCCACAACUGUGAUGCCGCCUAACGAGGCCGGUAUAACUCCAAUGAUGCCGCCACAAACAGCAGUUGGAGCUGGCAAUAUCGCUGCACGUGUGCGCUGUCCACCGACGGUGUCGCCUGUGGUCCAUCCAGCUCCAACCCCACAGAUAGCAGCACAAACAUUCAGUCCGUCGUCGACAGGCUCCGCUACGCCGCCAGUGGCUUCUGCAGGUGGCAGCGUCCGCCCACUCCCGCGCAUCUCGCAUCUGAUUCACAAGCGCAGUAUCGACGAUACGGACUGCGAUCAUGUGGACGAUAUGGACGCUCGUAAGCGGAUGCGCAUCGCAUUGAUGCCAGAGCAGGAGCCCGAGACGGAGCUGGAGGACAAGCGUAAACCUAGUGAACUGGGCAUUCUAUUGUUCCGUGGCUACGAGGAACUAAGCAAGAUCAUCUGGAGCUACGUGGAUGGCGUGCAGAUCAUGCGUUCGCGUGGUGUCUGCCGUAUUGCCGUCGCCCUGGCCCCACUAUUUGUGACGUCGCUGCAGUUGAGCUGCAAUGCCGUGCAAAGGGCGCUUGCUACACGCACUGGAGGGGAUGCAUGUAUCUUACGUGAAUGUAUCCAUCUUCGUCACUUGGAAAUUGUAUCGCUGUCGGCAGGAAUGACGUUCGGGAAGCUCUCAAUGCGCGCUACCAAUUGUCCGCAGCGGUUCGUGGUAACACACGAUGAUCACGAGCAGAUUGUGGUGUCCAUGGCGGAGCAGAUGCGUCGGAAUACGUUCCCAGGACUCUCACGUCUGAGUAUCACGUGCUUAUUCACGAACGAGGAGGCUGAUGGAGAAGCCGACGUCCUGUUGAACGCGUUGAUGCUUGGCUGCUGUCCGAGUAUCGAGGAGCUGUGUCUGCCUGGCAACAGUUUCGGUGACUAUGGAGCGACUAAAGUGGCGCAGAUGCUGCGCUCUCAGGUGUGUCCGAAGCUCACGAGACUAGAUUUGCGGCGUAACUUUAUUGGGGAGGACGGGAUUCGCAGCUUGUGCCACGCACUGGCCGAUGGCUGCGCGCCCAACCUCACGGAGCUGUGCUUGGGCGGCAAUACAAUCACAGACUCGAGUUUCCAUCACGUGUUAUAUGCGAUGGAGAGUCGACAGUUAAAGAAAUUGCGCUUCUUGGGGAUCGAGAUGAAUUAUCUGACUGCGACUAGUAUGGAGAUGUUGGGACGGACAGUGGGGAAGUUGGUGUGUCCCGUGCUCUCGCAGAUCUCGUAUAGUGACAACAGUGUGGACAAUGACUCAGCCAAGAGGCUGAUCGCGACGGCCGUGUACCAAGAGCGUGUGCGGCAGGCCAAGCGUCAGCAGCGGAUCCGAGAUGGCACCAUCAGCGAGGACGAGAGCUCUGGGGACGAGCAGCUCUCCGACGAGGAAAUGGUGUGAAGAGUGUUUGUAGAUGUCAGCGACGAUGAGUGGGGAGAGUCUCUGCUAGAGCUUGGACUGUCUGUCGCCACUAUUUAACAAGAGGGAAGGAGCGGAACCCCAUAAUUUAUACAUCAAGCCUCUUUCAGUGUAACUCUAUUAGUUCUAGCAGGCAGUUUGCAGGUUUGUCAGCUCAGCGUCGGCGAAGCGAACAGGUUCGUUCCAGUUGGGGGCGUUGGGGUCGAGGGUGAACACGAUGAGUUGCAGUUCCCGGUUUGAAGUCACAUGGGCAGGUCGCGGCGUAGGAAGGAACGUGUCGUCUGGGAUGCGUUCAAAUCGGAAACCAAAUGCUACUGCUUCCUUGAAAAGCAGAUCUUCUGUCGACUGCGCGCGGCACACGAAGCCGCAGCAGAACUGGGUUUCUAACGGGUUGUUCGAGCGUAGCAGUAAGUAUUUGAUGGUCUGCAGAAUGGGCUUGACGAGCAUUGGCCAGCACACGACGUCAGAACCGAUGAGCACGUCCACGGGGUACGGGAAUGCGUGUUCGAAGGCCUCGACGCUCUUGUGGUCUCCCCACAGCAGAGGCAACGCCUGCACUUUGCUGGAGUCGGCGUUGGUCUCUGCGUUCUCUUCCAGCAGCUCUAGCACGAUAUCAUUGCCGUCCGUUAAGGCGGUGUGGGAUCUAUAAAUCGCAAGAAGAUAAGCAGCCCCCAGGUCAAGUAUACAAAACAAGACAAGUUGCAGAGGAAAGUGAAGACGCACGCGAACUGCGAGGCGACGAGGCCGCUGAGACCCGCACCGGCGCCAAGCUCCACGACAUUCUUGCCGGCAAUUUCGUCCCGAUGCGCUACGAGAUACCAGGCUAGGAAGGCGGAGACUGGCCACACCACUUGGCCCGUGAGGUCGUGGUCGGUGGAUGCGGCGUGGGAGGACAGCAGUUUCUGCUUAACCACGCCGAAGUCAAACUCCUGCGACUCGUAGCUGAAUAUACAGGAAAGUCAGCGCUACGGAAGAGGUGGUAGUACGACAGGGUCAACGCACUUGGGACUCACUCGCGGUUCACGAACAGGUCGGUGCUAAAGAAGUCCUCAUAGUCGCUGGUCAUUUUGCAACAACAAAAAAUAAGAUCAAAAGUGCGCAUUGGUUUCGGCCCACUUUUGAUCUUUUUUACACUACAAAUAGUUAAGGAGAUUUUUCCAGUUGUAGAGAAGUUUUGUCUACGGCUUUUCAGCAAUAACACAGUUUAAGAGCGACAACACAGGUUUUAGAAAUAUGAUUUGCUAUUUGUGACGAC
Molecule: messenger RNA, 3203 nt
Organism: Phytophthora nicotianae INRA-310
Lineage: Eukaryota; Oomycota; Peronosporomycetes; Peronosporales; Peronosporaceae
Exons: 1
Coding region: 164-1930 (588 amino acids)
Biological process (GO): activation of GTPase activity; nucleocytoplasmic transport
Cellular component (GO): perinuclear region of cytoplasm; nucleus; cytosol
Molecular function (GO): small GTPase binding; GTPase activator activity
Source: RefSeq, a predicted model, not a curated record